AGGCAACUGGUUUGACAUUUUUAAAUCUGUGAUAAAAGUGUUAAAAAAACUUUUUUCCUUUCAUUAUGAAUCACAAAUAUUGUUUUGUAGUCACUACAUAAUGCGAUUAAUGUCGGAAAUUUGUUAUACAGUUAAUGUGUCUAAUAUUUAUUAAAUGAAAUGUGUUGUGAGUGUUGUUGAUUGUUUUCAAAUAAUUAGUGUCAUAUGUCAUAGUGAACGGAUGUUAGGAGAUCACAAUUAAAGAGUCAGCCGAGCAGCCGAUAGCGUCGCAAGAAAAUGAAAAGGCAGCUGGAGCAUUUAUUUUCCCUGUUAGUCCCUGGCCUCUUUCUUACACUAACAUCAACCGUAUUUUUAUGGCAAAAUGCAGCUGCUAGCUCGGAUGACACUUUUGUAUUAUCAACACAUGAUAUUACAAUUCUGGUGGGUGAUGUCGGUGCAUUUAACUUAGAAGUCAGACGACAGUUAGUUCAACCUGUACAGGUGAACUUCUACGCUGAACACAAGAGUCUUCUCAGAAUCAAACCAGCCGAAUUGGAAGUCAGUGAUCCUGGUUCCUAUAAUAUUAGUUUGAAAGGAAUAAAUCCAGGAUUCACUGUUAUAACUUAUAAUGUUAGCCAGAAUAAUGAGAGGAGAGAUUUAAUCAAUGUAUUUUUAUGGCAAAAUGCAGCUGCUAGCUCGGAUGACACUUUUGUAUUAUCAACACAUGAUAUUACAAUUCUGGUGGGUGAUGUCGGUGCAUUUAACUUAGAAGUCAGACGACAGUUAGUUCAACCUGUACAGGUGAACUUCUACGCUGAACACAAGAGUCUUCUCAGAAUCAAACCAGCCGAAUUGGAAGUCAGUGAUCCUGGUUCCUAUAAUAUUAGUUUGAAAGGAAUAAAUCCAGGAUUCACUGUUAUAACUUAUAAUGUUAGCCAGAAUAAUGAGAGAAGUUCGAGAGGAGAACAACCGGAUGAUUUUAUCCGGGUGAUUGUGCAGCACUCCACCUCUCUCGGUCUACUGUCCGUUGUGGUCGGAUGGAUAUAUUUUAUUGCCUGGUCGGUUUCAUUUUACCCACAAAUUUACUCGAAUUUUAGAAGAAAGAGUGUUGUUGGACUGAAUUUUGAUUUUGUUGGUUUGAAUCUUAUUGGAUUCUGCCUUUACACAGUAUUCAAUAUCGGGCUUUACUUCGUACCCACGAUUGAACAAGAGUAUUUUGACAGGAAUCCACGUGGUUUAAAUCCUGUUCAAAUAAAUGAUGUCGUAUUUUCAGUACAUGCUGCGCUUGCGACCUUUCUAACAAUAAUUCAAUGUAUUUUUUAUGAGAGAGGAAACCAAAGAGUAUCAAUAAUAGGUUCUAUUCUGAUGGGAACAUGUUUCAUAUUGGUGAUAGUAAGCGGUUCUCUCGCCGCCAGUUAUGUUAUAGAGUGGCUAGACUUUUUAUAUUAUUGUAGUUAUAUAAAAUUAGGUAUUACUUUAGUCAAAUAUAUACCACAGGCAUAUAUGAAUUAUAAAAGAAAGAGCACUGUUGGAUGGAGUAUAGGUAAUAUUUUCUUGGAUUUUGCUGGUGGUUUGACUAGCAUGUUGCAGAUGAUCAUAAAUGCCUACAAUUAUGAUGAUUGGAUUUCAAUAUUUGGUGAUCCUACUAAAUUUGGAUUGGGGCUAUUUUCCGUCAUUUUCGACAUAUUUUUCAUGAUACAGCAUUACGUCCUUUAUAGUUCUACAGAGAAAUCAAAGCCCGAGACAAUCAACACCAUCUGA
Ctenocephalides felis (cat flea) is the source of this 1740-nucleotide messenger RNA. RefSeq names its product cystinosin homolog. The record is from RefSeq and is a predicted model, not a curated record. The coding region runs from base 277 to 1740 and encodes 487 amino acids. NCBI's taxonomy places the organism in Eukaryota, Metazoa, Arthropoda, Insecta, Siphonaptera, Pulicidae. Gene Ontology annotation, molecular function: L-cystine transmembrane transporter activity. Gene Ontology annotation, cellular component: lysosomal membrane. The transcript has 13 exons. Gene Ontology annotation, biological process: L-cystine transport.